Molecule: messenger RNA, 1173 nt
Organism: Giardia duodenalis
Lineage: Eukaryota; Fornicata; Diplomonadida; Hexamitidae
Exons: 1
Coding region: 1-1173 (390 amino acids)
Source: RefSeq, a predicted model, not a curated record
AUGGAUGCACCAACUCCGACUCAGUGGCUCCCUUCUGCAGAUUUCUUGUUGAGCAAAGAUGGUGCUAACUUGAUUCCAGAGAGACCCCUUCUAAACACUGUUGGCAAUCUCAAUUCCACUCGUCUUCACACACGAGAUCACGCCCCCAGUGUUCCUUUAAGUAUGAACCUUCUUGACGCAGCCACUUCCUUCUCUAUUCAUAGUCUGCCUGUAUCUUCAAACCUAACUGCCACCAAGCAUAUACAUGAUAUUUUCUUGUCUGGCGUCCAGGAUUCUAAUUUGGCAGAGACCACUGAGGCGCCAGCGUCAUCUCGAUCGCCUAAUAUAAACAUGCAUCAAGAUACUAAGUCCGCUGACCCUAGUUUGUUCUCGAAGUUGACAGCUGCACUGCACGCAAACGAAAGCCUUGCCGCAGAUGUACAGAUGCUCAGGGAGGAAAAUCAGACCUUAAGAAAUGCUUCUGUCUUGACCGCAGGUCUCGCAGAACCACGGAAGGACUUCAACGCAACAAGCAUCAAUCUUCUAGAAGCACUUGCAGAAGAUGAGCAAUCCAAAGAUCGGAUGAUUAUUUCGUUGAGAGUGACGGCUACUAGUCUUGAGAAGCAGAACAGAGAGUUGGAGGGUCAGGUCAAAGAUAUGCAGGAGCAACUUUCCCUCUUAGCACUGGCCAAGCAAGAUGAUAAUUUGGAGAUGUCUGAGGCAUCUGCUACAGCAGCAAGUCUUCACUGGAAACUAGAAGCCGCAACUAAGCAGAUAGCUGCGUUAACAAACGAACUCCGGGUGAAGGAUGCGACCAUAGACGCAUUACAGAAGAAUGUCGACAAUUUGACGGCGCAAGUGCAGCGGUUCAUAGGCGUUAACUCGACCCUGACGCGCUGUAUUUCUGAGGCCACGGUUCCAGAAUCUUCUCUUAGCUCCGUGAGUACCGCCGACUUACAAGGAAAGUUAGAAAUGUAUCGGCUCAUGAAUAGGCAAUAUGAGAUGGGCAUGGAGACUUUAGUCGCUGAGCAGAAGGCGACAGAUGAGAUGCUCUCUCUAUUGAUGGAUCGUGCAACGGCGAUGAGCUCACGUCUCGAUCAUAUAGAGAGCUCCGUCGUCGCAGUCUCUCGUGACAGGCUGGUUGACAUUUAUCGACGGCGGCUGGAGGCUGCAAACCUUCAUGUAAAUGGAUAA